Molecule: messenger RNA, 2348 nt
Organism: Hemibagrus wyckioides
Lineage: Eukaryota; Metazoa; Chordata; Actinopteri; Siluriformes; Bagridae
Gene: eif4h
Product: eukaryotic translation initiation factor 4h
Exons: 8
Coding region: 103-846 (247 amino acids)
Molecular function (GO): RNA binding
Source: RefSeq, a predicted model, not a curated record
UGAGGGAAAUGGUGCAGGCGUUAGUGAGACAGCUCACACGCACAGUGGUAUAUUGAAGGCCCCCAUCUAGCAGACUGCUUUCUCUGGACAGCAAACACGGACAUGGCGGAUUACGAUACCUACGAUGACCGGGCUUACGGUAGCUUUGGUGGCGGAAGAGGACCCCGAGGUGCAGGCGGCCCAGGCGGACCCCGCAAGCAGAAGGAGCUCCCCACAGAGCCUCCAUACACAGCGUACGUCGGCAACCUGCCUUUCAACACAGUACAAGGAGACAUAGACGCCAUCUUCAGAGACCUCAGCGUGAGGAGCGUGCGACUAGUCAGAGACAAAGAGACCGACAAGUUUAAAGGUUUCUGUUAUGUCGAGUUUGAUGACUUGGAAUCUCUGAAAGAGGCUUUGACGUAUGAUGGAGCUCUGCUUGGAGAUCGGUCACUGAGGGUGGACAUUGCCGAGGGCCGGAGACAAGAGCGAGGAGGUGGAUUUGGCUUCCGAAAAGACGACAGAGGCCGCGGUGGGCCCAGAGGAGGGGGACGAGGGGGACGAGACUCCAGAGACGACUUCGACCAUUCAGGAGGAGGAUUUAGAGAUGAUGACUUCAUGGGUGGGAGGAGUCGCGGAGGCAGUCGUCCUGGCGACAGACGGGGUGGCGGCGGCGGUGGAAUGGGCCGCUACAGAGAUGGACCUCCACGUGGAGGCCCGACAGACUUCAGAGAACCCUCUGAUGAGGAAAGAGCACAGAGACCAAGGCUACAGUUGAAGCCUCGCACAGUCUCCGAACCCCUGAACCAAGUGGCCAACCCAAAUUCGGCCAUCUUUGGGGGUGCCAAACCCAGGGAGGAGAAUUGAUAUAGCUGUGUGGCUGCAUUAUUCCGGAAGGCUAGACUGGAUCUACAGGCUUUGGCCAGCAAAAAAAUCUUUCAAGGUGCCAGGCUUCCCCCAAUUGGCUAAAGAGAAGAUGAUUGAAAAUGGGCACGGCAUGGGUUAACACCCACCCGUGACUAUCUGCUAUAAAUGAACUUCCUACACACCUAAGCGAGACUCACCUAAGCGAGGACAGUGGCUUCAGUUUCAUUCUGUUGCCUUUGGGUAAGGAUCUUACAGUAUGUGAUUUUUGUCUCCUUUUCCCAAGGCAUUGUCAUGUUAAAUCGAUUUGAAUUGCCAGAAAACAGGAAUAACUGCUACCCGACUGUGUCUUGUGUAUUGCUUCCUAACUUGCUGCUCAGUUGUUUUGAAAUAACCGUUUUAGUUUCCACUGUCUUAACCAUUAAACAGCUUAAGUGUUAGGAGAAUCGAAAUACUUCUUUGUUUCAUACAUUUAUUCAACAUUUUUGAAAGACUUUUUUUGACCAUGUCUGUAUAAUCCAUGAGAAAUGCUUUCUGUGAUAAAGAUACAGCCACACUAUGAGUAGAAGAGUGAAAUGAAAGCAUGGUAGAUUAUGAACAUGGAUAUCAGCUACAGUGUCAGUCAGGCUCUUUAACUUCCACAGCAUGUAUUUCAUCAAAAAGGAAAAAAAAAGGAAAAAAAAAGCUGUGGAUCUCUAACACGUCAGUAAUGCUGCCUUCACAUAGGAACUAUAAGAACAAACAUCAUACACACACACACACACAGAACACACACACUUUCCAGUCAAGUGACAUCAGCCACUCGUCUUGUCUACGAUUAGAUCAAGUGUAGAAUUCUCUUUGGGUAUCCAUGUGUUGCAACCAUUUUAUUUUACAUUUUACUGGACAUGAGAUGAAAGUCGUAGAGCAUUUUCUUACUGUACUAUAAAAAAAAAAAAAAGGAAUUGGCUGUUUUUAUUCUUUUGUUUUUCUUUUCAUUUUCCUACACUGUUUAUGGCAAUAAAAUGUAUCAUCUUAAAAAUGUUUCAAAUGAAUAUGAUGACUGAAUGCCGCAUUUUCAGCACUUGAGCUGAGGUUCAUGUUCAACAAGGCACAAAUAAGUACAACUAACUAGGAACAUUUUCUAUAAAGCUGGACUGGGACAUCUGGUGGUUUAGGAGAGUGUUCACCCAAUUCAUGACUCCAGCAUACUCUGUCUUUUAGCUGUUUAGGUACACAGGUAAAAUAUGCAGUUGUAAUUUUUAAUAAAGCAGAGUAGUUGGAGGCUCAGUGUCGGUAUAUUUGUGCAAGUAGACAUCGAUCCUCCUGCUUCACUGAUAUCAAAACAAAAUCCACAUUUUAACCGAAUAAUGAAUACUUCUUUGGUAAGCAUUAGACAAGGCAUCUACCCCACAAGUAGAAUUUAUCUGAACUAGUAUCCUUUAAGGUUUGCACUGCAUUUUGUUGCCCUUAUAUUACAGCAAUAUCUGUUUCUUAGAUCUCAUUGAUUAAAAGGUAUUGAAUCA